CAACGCCUUCAGGAAACAACAUUUGUCGUUCAUUUUCAGAACUUUCAAAUGUUUCUGGUCGUUUUCCUUGCUCGAUACAACACUUUUUUCGGGCACAAUGUACAGUCUUGUCCGCUUCUUGUUCCUGUCCCUGUCCUGUGGUGUGGUCUUGAGCACAGCGCCGAAUUUUGACGACAGGAGCACCAACUGUGGCGGGGUACACACGGGGGAUCUGGGCGGGAGUAUCGUGUCGCCAAGCUGGCCCUCGAGGUACAGCAGCAAACGCCGCUGCGUGUACGAGAUCAACCUUCUCCCCGGCAGGACCGUCACCCUGAAGUUCUCCUCUUUCCACUUACAGGCUCGUAAGAAAAGAAAGUGUCGGGACUACGUGGAAGUUUACGACGGUAACAGCCGGAUGGGAGGUCAGUUCUGCGCGAGAGAAAUCUCCUCGUCCCGGGUCUUCAGAUCACAGACCAACCGAAUGACGGUGGUUUUCAAGAGUGACCGGAAGAGGGGCUUCCCAGGGUUCAAGGCGACGCACACCUCCACCGGAUGUGGUGACCCCGUCGUACCCAGGACACCGUGGACCAAGAGCGGUGGGAACAAGAUCGUGGGAGGGAACGAGGCUGCGCCUGGAAGCUACCCCUGGCAGGUCUCUCUCCGCCGGUAUAGUGCAGCCGGAGUGUUCCACGUCUGCGGAGGGUCAUUGCUGAGCCCGAAGUGGGUCGUCACCGCGGCCCACUGCAUUGUCCACGGGCUAGAUUGGGUCGCAGUCGGCGACCACGAUCGGUACAACAGCCCGGCGACAAAACAGACGGUCAGAAUCGAGAGGAAGUUCAAGCACCCCGGCUACGACGACGACACAAACGCAAACGACAUCGCCCUGCUGAAGCUACGGUCCGCCGUGUCUCUAACUCCCCAAGUCCAGCCGAUUUGCCUCCCCAACCCCGCCACGAAGACCGCGGCCAAGACAGUCGUCACCGUGACCGGGUGGGGUACAGUCGCGGAGAGUGGGGACUCGUCUGCCGUCCUACUACAAGCCGACAUGCCGGUAGAAGACGACACAUACUGCGUCGCAGCCUACAACUACAUACACACUUGGUCGGGCGCUGUCUAUCCAAAGGUCGACUCUCAGAACAUGAUGUGCACCGGGUACCGUAGUACGGGCGGGGUGGAUACGUGUCAGGGAGACAGCGGUGGUCCCGUGGCGGUGUUCCAGUCCGAAGGGCCGGCAUAUCUAGCGGGGGUAGUCAGCUGGGGCUACGGCUGUGGACGUCAGUACAUCCCGGGGGUGAACGCGCGAGUCCCCGUCUUUGUGGACUGGAUCCAAAAAACCAUAGACAAUAACUCCUAAAGGCUUACCUACAGCAGGAGAUGUCGCCUUCUUUACGUUUGUUUGUUCAUUUGGGAAGGAGAAACAGAAACCUUGGUCAUUUCAUUUUGUCUAAAUAUGAUUAAAAUUAGCACCACUUCAUCAUGAACUGUCUAAAUCAAAAUAUUAUAACCGAAGAUAGAUAUCCUUUUUCGCUUGUUAAAAAUAUAUGAUUUGACAUAUUCGAUGUACUAUAGGUCAAUCCAAUCAUAUCGUGAAAUGAUAUAUGCUGAUAGGUAAAUACAUUAGAGAAUGUUAUGUUUAUUCUUGUCUUGUUUAUUCAUAGUGAGCCCUUCGUAUUUAGUGAUAGAUCGAAGUAUAUCUGAUUCAUUAAAAUGGAUGUUCUUUGUAUACCAACUAACUAUACAAAUGUACUACUAUGAAUUAUGAACUGUGUACUACCAUGUAAUAUCAAAUGUUUAAGAUAAUUCUAUUUUUAUUUACUUCUAUGUGUUUACAGUUGUAUUAUGUGUUUACAGCUGUAAUAUAUGUUUACAGUUGUAGUAUGUGUUUACAGUUGUAGUAGACCUUUAGGAAGUCCUCGACUUUUAUUUUUAUUUAUUGGUUUAUUUGUUUGUAUCAACAUAUCAACAACAUACAUAUCUCGCAGCCUUGACAUACAGGGCUGAAUUCUGAUCAAGUUGUUUACAAUAUUGAUUAUUAAUAGUAGGGAAAUACAAAUUACAAUCAUAUCGGAAUCUACAUAUUAAUAUAUCACUUUGGUUCGAAAAUUAGGUAUUUACAAUCUUACAAUCGUACAAACUAUGACAAUCUUACGUCGUACAAACCUUGUCAAUCACUAGUACGUGACACACACGUAGUGGCAACCCCGGGAAGGGUAAAGGUCAAAGGAGGACCGCUUCUGCUGGUUUCAGCAUAAAUGAGCAUUUCAUUAUAAGGCCACAACAAGUAAUUUCUAUGGAUGACAUCAG
This is a messenger RNA of Branchiostoma belcheri (Belcher's lancelet), 2283 nucleotides long. RefSeq names its product trypsin-1-like. Gene Ontology annotation, molecular function: serine-type endopeptidase activity. The record is from RefSeq and is a predicted model, not a curated record. Gene Ontology annotation, biological process: proteolysis. The transcript is spliced from 2 exons. Lineage: Eukaryota; Metazoa; Chordata; Leptocardii; Amphioxiformes; Branchiostomatidae. Bases 98 to 1333 code for a protein of 411 amino acids.